AUGCUCAACUCGAUCGCCACCUGCGCAAGGACGGUCGCCCGCGAGCCGAGCUGGGACACAUUCGUGGCCUCGCGAUUCGUCUUCUGUAACCCGACAUGUUCGUUCCGCUCAUCGCGCUCUCUGGCACUCAACAAGGACACUGCGGGCGGGUGCGUACAAGAACCCACGCUGUUCGAGCAAACGAAGGGCCCUGCGCCGACGCGCGAUGGGCUCGCGCUCAAUAUCUCCGCCGCAUUUAUCGUGGCAAUGUUCUGGGGUUCGCUCACCAAAGUGCGCCCACUGGCGUACUACCCCAACGGGUCCCCGUAUCGAUCCAUGCGGCACGCGUUCGCGUCGAUCUCGCAGGAGGGCUCCGCGCGCGCCGUCGCCCGCACGCUUCCCACUCAGUGGUGCAUGUUGUUGUGGUCUGUUUCCUACUUUAUAGCGGUUAUCAAGACUUUGAACGCUGAUCUCCCGCUCGCGCUAACCAUUCUACCCUCCUUAUAG
Epithele typhae is the source of this 486-nucleotide messenger RNA. RefSeq lists its product as uncharacterized. Bases 1 to 486 code for a protein of 161 amino acids. The record is from RefSeq and is a predicted model, not a curated record. Lineage: Eukaryota; Fungi; Basidiomycota; Agaricomycetes; Polyporales; Epitheliaceae. The transcript is spliced from 4 exons.